Molecule: messenger RNA, 4219 nt
Organism: Dufourea novaeangliae
Lineage: Eukaryota; Metazoa; Arthropoda; Insecta; Hymenoptera; Halictidae
Exons: 3
Coding region: 104-4219 (1371 amino acids)
Source: RefSeq, a predicted model, not a curated record
UUGCAAGAACGUAAUCGUAUAAAAUGUUGAUGUAAAACAUGAAAGUGAUCGCUGUUAUUGUGUAAUUACAUUUCAUAAACGUUGAAAUAGAUAAAGUCAAGAUAUGGCAGAAAUUUCCAAUUCUACAGUGUUUACAAACGAUGCAUCCGCCAGUGGUGCUUCGGAUCUUCUUCAACAAGCGUUUCAGCAAGUUGUUGACGAUGACGACCACAACAACGAAUUCGUUGCGUUUUUACAAAACGACGAUAAUGAUUCGGAAACUAUUCACUUGACUCCGGAACAAGCGGUGGCCUUAGGUCUAACCUUUGAGGUAAAUUCGGGCGAAGAGGUUAUGUAUCAACAGGAUCGAGAUAAUGCUGGCUCCAAUACGCAGGAAGUUUCCGCGAACGAUAACAUUGACAUACAGGACCAAACAGCGUUACAUUCUCAAGAUUCUAUAACGAUUAAUGACUUAAGUUAUCAGCCUGACGAGGUACAAAAAUCUAACGAUAAUGCAUUGAUUAAAACAGAAUGUAUCGAUUUCCAAGAGUGGCAUAUGCAAAAAGUUUCUGAGAACGAAGAGCUUCACGACCAAGUAGUCGAAGAUAGUUUGUCGUUAGAUGAAAUGAAUUUAAGUAAUCAGAAUCAUGAAACUGAACAAAUAAUUGAACAUCAAACUAAUCUAAUUCAACAGAACUCAGGAACACAGACAAUAGUUUUGGAACAGCCUAAGGUACAUGCAAUGAAAACAGAUGUUGCGCAUGUGAAGAAUAUUCAUGAAAACGAACUGCAAUAUACAAUUGACAGUAGUAUAGCACAAAAUCAACUCAAUAUGAUUCCUACUUCUCAGGCACAGAUCUUACAGAAGCUACCUGUGAUUUUGCCAUCAUCGCAAUUUAUUAUAAAACCUGCACAAACUAUAUUGAAGCCAACUAAAAAUAUUAGAUUGCUUCAAGGUUCGAAUAAACUUGCUAAUACAACAGUGAAUCAGAUUAAUGCAGUACAUUCAUUGAGUGCUACUUCAAAUUCUAAUUCUUUGUUAUUAUCGAAAGCCACAAUACUGAAUAAUUUAUCAUCGCAGAUAAUAAAAGCUACUCCUAUAACGGCUCAGUUAUUAAAUACUGCUGGAAUACCUGCUCAGCUAUUAAACACUUCACAAAUUAUAACUGGUGCUUGCGAGAUACAGAAUCAUACUGUGACUGCCCCCCUUGUUUCUAAUGCACUAGUAACUACUACAUCUGGCGCCACACAAAACCUUGUUACUUCACAAAUACGUUUAUCAUCUCUAGUAAAAUCAUCACAGCCUCUUCAGAGAGGCAACGUUCAACAGUUUUUAACACCGGUGCUGAAAGGUGCAUCCACUGUACUUCCAAAAUCUAAUCAAAUUAUAAACAAUACCAGUGUAGCAACAGCAAUUCCCGCACAACUUCUAAAGUCAGUGCAGAUUUCUUCACAGUUACUCAAACCGAAAGCCACGAUUGGCAAGAAAACUACAGUAGGAACUGGUGUACCAAAAACUACAAUUAACUCUAAUACACCACUAGUUCUUCGAACUGCGUCUAUUGUUAAGACCCAAGAUUUAAAGGCAGCAACAACGUGUUCCACGUCUAUCUUGAAACCAACUCAAAUUUCUUCAACGCCUAUAUCUAUCUUGAAACCCCAAGCAAAGACUGCAUUUAAUAAUUCAACAAAACAAAACCUAACUAUCGCGGCUCAAAAUGUAUCGAACAUCUCGAAUAAUUCGCAAAACAAUUUGCAAAAAACAGCUGUAACACAACACAGUGGUACAUUUGACCCUGCUAAAACAACGAUACAGAAUGAUUCUGUGAAACAAAAACUUAAUCUUGUAGCAAAUGGCACAAAUUUGAAAGUGAACAAGAAAGGUAAAGGGACUCCUGUUAAGUCAACAACAGUAAUAAAUGACUCUACAGAUUCGACUAAGCCAUUGGGUUCUAGCGAAAAUCCAAUACAAAUAGUUCAACAAGGUCAAACAUUUCAUAGUAUGCAACGUCUGACACCUACACAGUUAAAACAGAUCGCUCAUGCUUUGCAACAGCGAAGUCAAGAAACAACCGCUUCGAACGAGAGAGUUGUAUACAGGGUUGUCUUCCCCGAAGAACUUGAUUUGGGAAUUAGGAGUCCAGGAAAUUUACUAAAAAGUCGCGGUGGAAAAAGGGGCAGACCAAAAAAGAAUGCUAUCAGACCUUCUUUGCUGCCACCUAAACCGCCACAGAUUCCUGAUGAAGAACAGGAAGAACUAAAGGUAGAUUUGGUUUUGCGUUUUCAUGAAAUUGUAAUCGUUUUAUCGAUCUUAAUACCGGAAUAUUUCUUCCAGGAUGAAAGAAAAAAAGUAGUAGCGAGAACGCGAUCUGGUAGACUUUCUCGACCUCCUAGACAUAUGGUGCGAGAUUACAAACAUUUACAUCAUUUAGAUUUCUUGCAACCUGACUUGGAUGAUUCAGAUGGUGGUUAUAGCGAUUACAAUACAAAUAAUGACAAGCUCGAGGAAGAAGAAUCACCGAAGGAAUUAUUGACAGGGUUAGAAGUACCGAAAAGAAAAAUAUCAGAUCACUUCAGGUGCCCUACGUGUAACAAAAUAUAUUUAGGACGCACUCGAAUGGCAAGGCACUUUGAAAUGCAUCCUGAUCAUGGUAGUCCCGAGCAAUUACCUCCUCCGACUCCUGAACCUGAAUUGAAGCAAAAUGGGGGUCAGGAUCCCUUGAAACGUAAAGGGAAAAAACGAGGUCCUUGGGCUUAUGUCACACCAGAAGCUAAAUCAGAGAGACGUCAAAUAAAAUUGAGGGAGGCAAUUUCUGUGUGCGAAGAUUCUGAAAUAAUAAAAAUAGCUGCAAAGCCAGUACUUAACGCACAAUCAUUGUUUGACUUAUUAGUAUUAAAAUCCGAGAAUAAUGUAAAGAAUUUCUUGGACGAAUUAAAAAUAUUAAUGGGUAAAAUACGAGAAAAGGCUGGAACAAUGUUCGCGAUUGCAAAUAGUGGCGAAGAAUCAAAGGAUUUAAUUGAUAUCAGCGAAGAAUCACUUUGCGAUGCUUUAGGUCUUAAUCCUGGUCUGUACAGGAUUGAUAACGAUGCCUUGAAGAAGAUUGAUACUCCUAUCUGUAACGCUUAUGAUAACGGAGAACCGCCGCUUAAACUCCAGAAAACACACAAUUCUGAAGAUACUAAAGAUAACAUAGAGGAGCAAAUGUCCAGUGGAUUUUCCGAAAGUUCAGAUCUCAGUGUCUCUGAGUUCUUAAAUGAUAGAAGAAACGAAUCUAUAGCGAACCCUACUUGCCCUGAAGUGUUGUCAGCUUUAACGCUGAUGAGAAGGAAUCCCAGUCCCGUAAAUAGCACGGAGAAUAAUAAAUCCAAUAAUGUCUCGAAAUUAUUAAUUUCGAAUCCAGAGAUUCAAAAUCAAAUUUCAGAUACUCCUGGAUUCCAAAAAGUGGUUAUCACAUCACCAAAAGCUUCUAUCUAUCAAAAAACGGAAUCUCACAAAGAAAGAUUCACAAAACUGGCAAAUGGUCUGGAAUCGUCGAAUUUCUGUAAGGUCGAAGAUAAUUUUGAACGGCCUAAGUUAGAGCAUAUAGAAGAAGCAUUCAUAAAACUCGAAUCAACGGAACAAGGUUUUGUUAAACUAGAAAGCAGUCCUUUGGGAAGUUAUUCGAAACAGGAGACUGAGAAUUUUGAGAAAAUACAAAACGGGCUGAAUAACAUGGAAAAUGGAUCUCAAAACUUCGCUAAAGGCUUCCAGAAACUGGUGUCUAAAAUAAUUCCUAUAUCAUCGUCAGAUAUGAAUUGUGUUAAAAACCAAUCGGUGCCAUUAGUUACAAGUUCUUGUAAAAUGAUACCAGCUACUUCCGGUUGUAAGAUUUCAGACAGUAUACCAAUUAUACAAGAUACGGUACCAAUAAUUUCCAGUAAUUGUGAUACUAGUCUAUUUGGCAGCGCAGAGAAUUUAGAUAUGUCUAAAAUAGCACAAUACGAUCACAUUGCACACUUAGAUAUUUUAAAUACAAGCGGAGUAAUAGAUAAAAAUUUGUUAAUUGACGAGAAGUUAGUUGAACAAUUGCAUUUAGUAGACCAAUCAAAUUUAGUUGACGAACUAGUGUCUGAAAGAUUAAAGAAUAUUAUGCCAGAUAAUAUAUUGGAAAAUAAUUUAAUACCAAAUAAUUCGAAUUUAGAUACAGAACUCGAUUUCGAUGCAUUAAGCGAAGAGUUUAAUCGGAAUACUAGAAGUUGA